UCCCCUACAGGAGCUGGGACCGGUGCUUUCGCCCCAGCGCCCGUCAGAGCCAAGAUGCAGGAUCAGAUCGCGCUGCUAGCCGCUGUGACCGUUCUGGGAGUCUUGGAGCAAGCCUAUUUUGCGCUGCAGGUGAUCUAUGCCAGACGGAAGUACAAAGUCUCCCCCCCGGAUACAGCAGGCCCACCAGAAUUUGAGAGAGUCUUCAGAGCUCAGGCGAACUGCUCCGAAUACUUUCCAAUCUUUGUGUCUGUCCUAUGGGUGGCUGGAAUCUUCUUCCAACAAGGUGUGGCUGCAGUCUGUGGGCUACUCUACUUGUACGCUCGGUACCAGUACUUCCAGGGAUAUACGCUGUCUGCUCAUGGAAGAUUGGGGCCCAUGUACUUCAGUGCCAAAAUUCUGUGGAUUUUGAUUGGUUUGUCCGUGGCUGGGCUUUUGGUUCACUUCCUGUCUCUGAAUUCUUUUGUGGGGAGAAUGGAAAUUCCAAGCAAACUGCAACUGCUCUUCCGGUGGUAAACAGCCCCUGUGACGGCUGAGUUGUGCGUUUAGCUCAGCAUCUCCUACAACUCCUCCAGGCUGAUAAGAAUUUAACCUUCACUUUCUCCACACUAAAGCAGUUCAAAAUAGAGCUAAAAAGCACAAGCUUGCUGUGGUUUGAAGAGAUCUAAAAUACUCCCAAACUUAUGUUCAGCCACUUGUCCCCUGCAUCAAUUCUCUUCCUUUAAUGAUGGGGAAGAGGGAGAAAGUGGUUCUCUCCCUCUCCCCACCCCAAGUUAUACACAGCAAGUUCCACGUAUCAGGAAACAGUUUUAAUCGCAAGUGGAGAAUAGAGCAACGCUACAUUAAUUUCCCUCAUUCGGCUUUUAAAACGCCUUCUCUUCCCCGACUAAAAGUUGUGCAUAUGUAUGUAGAAAAGCACAGGCUUGCUAGAGAAGCUAAAGACAGAUAUUAUUAGCACAUGCUUUUCUUCCUUCCCAUCCCAUGCACUCAGCUGAAAGUAAGGAUUUUGCCACUAGAAUCAGCUUCUGUAGGAUGUUGCUUAAGCUAAUAA
Messenger RNA from Emys orbicularis (European pond turtle), 1048 nucleotides. RefSeq names its product leukotriene C4 synthase (gene LTC4S). Gene Ontology annotation, biological process: leukotriene biosynthetic process. The coding region runs from base 55 to 513 and encodes 152 amino acids. The transcript has 5 exons. The record is from RefSeq and is a predicted model, not a curated record. Gene Ontology annotation, cellular component: membrane; endoplasmic reticulum; nuclear envelope. Lineage: Eukaryota; Metazoa; Chordata; Testudines; Emydidae. Gene Ontology annotation, molecular function: glutathione transferase activity; leukotriene-C4 synthase activity; glutathione peroxidase activity.